Messenger RNA from Rubroshorea leprosula, 5408 nucleotides. NCBI's taxonomy places the organism in Eukaryota, Viridiplantae, Streptophyta, Magnoliopsida, Malvales, Dipterocarpaceae. The record is from the annotation of a GenBank genome assembly.
GAUACCUUCUCCUCAUAAAUCUACAAUUACUCCGGCGACCACUGUUCAACGGAGGACAUGUACGGUCGCGAUCUCUGAUUCUCGUAAGGAUCGGCAAUUCUGAAAGCUUCUGACUCUUCCUCUUGAAACAAUGUGGAACUUUUCGUCUGAGGACGAAUUCGAAAACUGAGCGAGCGGCUUAGAAUUACCGUUUCAGAGCUGACGUGAGCGAAUCGGAGAGCUCCAGCGCUUUUCGCGUCAUCAUUUUGGGGCUGUUCGAGCUCUUUGAUCUCCUCGCCCCUCGCGGAAUCAGAGCUCCUUAAAGGUUCUAAUUUCGCGCAACUGGUUCCGGUUGUGUUGCCGGUGUUCGGCGGCACACAAGUAUUUUGUCCGUUAAAGGAGGAGGAAGUGCCGGAGACCGAAUGAUCCGAAGUUGAAAUGAUGAAGCAGCACUUUCCUAAGCUUUUGCUUGGAGAGGAUAUGUCAAGUGGAGGGAAAGGAGUUUGUACCGGUCGUGCUUUCUCCAAUGCCAUACCAAGUCAUUCUGGUUAGUAUUAGUAUCUACAUUUCAAUUUUGUUGGAGUUCAAAUUUGUAGGUAAAAGUCCAAUUGAUUUGCAUCCAAUAAUACUGUCUAUUUCAUAUUAGCCUGUGCCUGUUGGAGGUGGAUGUAAGGUCUUUUUUUUUUUUCUUAUUCCGAUAUAUUUGUAUUUGGUAAAUUCUUAGCUGUUGUAUUUGGGGAGCUAUGGAAGUUGGAGCCAGUGGCACCACAAAAGUUGAUUUGGUGCUGGGAAAUGGACUAGCUUUUUUGUGUCAGUGACUCCAUGGUGGAGCUUAUUCUAUCAUCACAAAAAUUUCCAGGUGAAGGGAAUUUUAAGGUUAUGGUUACACAGCUGCGUGCAGAUCUACAUAUAAAUUUCCCGGCACUCAAGAAACUUGAUGCAAUGCUUCUCAGCAUUCUUGAUGGGUUUCUUGAUUCUGAGUUCUGUUAUGUUGACCUUGGAGUAGUUCUUGCUGAUUUUUAUGAGAGUGAAACAUCUUCUUCAUUUGGGAGGUCUUCAGUUAGACGGGAAGAGAAGUGGUGGUUGCCACUUUCUAAGGUUCCCCUUAAUGUUUUAUCUGAAGAUGUUUUCUCGGAGUGCAAGCGCGGACUGAAGGACUUCUGGUUUGGUGCAAUUACAUUGGCGCCGUCUGUGGGAAACGAACUGAAAGCUCGCCAACCCUCCAACAACCUUCCACCUCUGAUCCCACCUCAAAUCCCAACUCCACUUCCACCUCAGGUCCCAAUUGUGUUCCCUCCUGUUGAUCAUGCAGAAGGAGGAGAUGAAAACCAACCUCAUGCCUCAGCUCACAAUUCAACUUCCACUACCAACCAAGACGUAGUGACAGCUCAGCUUGCUGCCAUGCAGCAACAGUUCGGUGUUUUUCAGUUAGUACUGGUUCAGCUUUUAGCCAGAAACAAUCCUGGUGACCCCCUCAUUAAUUUACUGAACCCUACUCAACAACCCCUAGCUCCACAACAGAAUCCUCAACCGGUUCAACCUGCUCCCGCUAUUAGCGAAUCUCAGGGUCAAUCCCACAUAGCACCUGCUCAACAACCCAUCCCUGAUGAUGUUACUCGCCGCCUCGAUAGCUUGGAAAAGCUAGUAGCUGAACACCGAGGUGCUCCACCACCACACCAUGCUGCUGAUUCUAUACCUCACCCUCUGAAUACCAACAUUACACUGGAACCCUAUCGUGCUGGCUUCAAAAUACCACAACUGGAGACUUAUGACGGGACGAAGGAUCCCGAUGAUCAUUUGCAUGCUUUCUACUCUUACAUGCAAGCUCAAAAUGCCUCUGACGCGUUGAUGUGCAAGAUCUUCCCCUCUACUCUCCGAGGUAAUGCCCGAACUUGGUAUUACAGCUUACCUCCGAGGUUAAUUAGCUCUUAUACAGAAAUGGCAUCUGCCUUUGCCACUAAGUUUUCCAGUAGAAGGUUGAUUAGGAAAACUAUUUUUGAGCUGAUGCGAGUUAAACAGAGGGAUGGAGAAUCUCUGAAGAACUAUAUGAGCAGGUUCAAUGAUGCAGUUUUAGAGGUCAGUUCCUUUGAUCAAGCUGUGGGAAUUGAAGCUGUGAUCUUCGAUCUCAAGCAUGACAGGUUUAGAGACAGUUUGAUCAAACAUGCUGCCACCACCUUUAGCGAGGUGAAUGAUAGGUCUCUCAAAUUUAUAACUGCUGAGGAAUACGCCCUGGCACAAAACCUACCUUCCUCUAAGAACCAGAACCCAGAUUGGAGAGAUGAUAACCCAAGUAGGAAAAGGAUGAGGAUGGCGCAGAACCGAGGUUCGAUGUUGACCUCCCCAACGAGAGUCGGAAGGUCGAACUCAACGCCCCCGCAGCAAUCUACAGUUGUUACACCCCACAAUGAUCCUUUGGUCACUUCUGUCAUAAUUAACAACUGUGAAGUACAGCGUGUCCUUGUUGAUACCAAAAGUGCACCAGAUAUCAUGUACUUCCAUUGUUUCGAGAGUCUUGGGCUGGAUCUAGCGUUGUUGCAGAAAUAUGAUGGUCCUAUUUAUGGCUUCAACAACCAACCUGUUCCGGUGGAAGGAGUUUUUACCCUCCAUGUGGCUUUUGGGAGUGGCCGAACCUAUGUAACCCCUUCAGUCCGGUUCCUCGUAGUCAAAAUGGCGUCCUCUUUCAACAUUGUUAUUGGCCGACCCACACUGACUGAAAUCCGAGCUGUGGUUUCCCAGUCUCACCUCUGUAUGAAGUUCCCAACUCUUAUGGGAAUAGCAACAUUGCGAGGAAACCAGGAGGUGGCCAGACAUUGUUAUAUCACCUCAGUAACACAACCAACGAAGGGCAAAGAUCAGACACCAGAGGCCAUUCCCCAGCGAAUUCCUGAUAAUCAGCAAGUUAUGGAUAUGCCAGGAAUUCCAAAAUCAGUGUCUCAACAUAAGCUCAGCACCAAUUCAUUGAAGAAACCAGUGGCCCAGAAGCGGCGUCUCUUCGGGGGGGAGAGACUUCAGGCUAUUAAAGAGGAGGUAGAGAAACUUCUACAAGCUGGUUUCGUCAGGAAAGUUGAUUACUGCGAAUGGGUGGCUAACCCAGUCCUGGUGAAAAAGGCAAAUGGUAAAUGGCAAAUGUGUAUCAAUUACACAAAUCUUAACCAUGCCUGCCCUAAGGAUUGCUAUCCGAUGCCGAGCAUUGAUAGAUUAGUUGAAGCGGUUUCAGGCAAUGAGAGGUUAAGCCUCUUGGAUGCAUAUUCUGGGUAUCACCAGGUGCCGAUGGCUCCUGAAGAUGAAGAGAAAACCUCAUUCUAUGCUGGCGAUGAAAUUUAUUGCUAUGUCAUGAUGCUGUUUGGCUUAAGGAACGCUGGUGCUACUUAUCAGAAAAUGAUGACCAUCGUCUUCCGAGCUCAGAUCGGCAAGAAUCUAGAGGUGUAUGUCGAUGACAUCGUAGUAAAGAGCCGGAAAGCAGAAGACCAUCUAGCCGAUCUCGAUGAAACCUUCAACAACCUUAGAAAGAACAGGAUGCGGUUGAACCCAGCCAAAUGUAUUUUCGGCGUGGAGUCUGGAAAGUUUCUGGGUUUCAUGGUGUUCCGAAGAGGGAUUGAGGUUAAUCCAGAGAAAAUCAGAGCAAUUGCCGAGAUGGAACCGCCGAAAUCAGUAAAAGAUAUACAGAGGUUGACUGGAAGAGUGGCAGCCCUUCAUCGAUUCAUAUCGAAGUCAGCAGAUAAGUGCCUGCCAUUCUUCAAGAUCAUGAGGUUGGCCGCCCAGAAGGAUGAAUCAGGAAAACAGAAGAAAUUUGAAUGGAGUCAGGAGUGCCAGACUGCAUUCGACGAGCUGAAGUCUUAUCUUAACACGCCACCUCUACUGACUAAGGCCAUCGAUGGGGAAAUUCCUUAUUUCGUGCUGCACGGAACAGAGCUAAGGUACCCUAUAGCUGAGAAAGCAGCAUUAGCAGUUGUCACUUCGGCCAGGAAGUUGAGGCCAUAUUUCCAGUCACACCCAAUUAUUGUUCUCACAGAUCAACCUCUCAGGCAGAUUUUGAAGAAACCAGAGUGCUCCAGAAGAUUAAUUAAGUGGGCAGUAGAGCUAGGAGAGUUUGAGAUAACGUUUCAGCAGAGAUCGGCCAUCCGAGCCCAAGCAUUAGCAGAUUUCAUUGUUGAAUGUACUUCAUGUCUUUCAACCUCUAAUCCAGAGCCCAACGAUUGGACCUUAUAUGUUGAUGGAGCAUCUAGCAGAAAGGGUUCAGGGGCUGGCGCUCUCUGGAUUGGUCCAGAGGGAUACCGAAGUGAACUUGCCCUGAAGUUCAACUUUGAUGUGACAAAUAACAUGGCUGAGUAUGAAGCUCUACUACUUGGUUUGCAACUAGCAUUGGAGUUGAAAAUCAGUGCAAUUCAAGUGUACAGUGAUUCCCAACUGGUGGUAAACCAAAUCAACUAUAUCUGUGAAGUUGUUGAUCCUCUAAUGGUGAAGUAUGUAGCCUUGGUGGCCGAGCUGAAGUGCAAAUUCCAGAAAUUCUGUCUGAAGAUCUUAGAUGAACCAAGCUUCAUGAAGCCUCGGGUGAUGGAGAUUAGCACAAACCCAGACACGCCGAGCUGGACUGAUUCAAUCGUCUCCUUUUUGCGAGAUGGGAUAGUACCUAAAGAUAGGCAGGAGGCGAUGAAGUUGAGAAAGAAAGCAUCUCGGUAUACCCUCGUUGAUGGGGUCCUGUAUAAGAGAUCUUUCUCACUUCCUCUUUUAUGGUGUUUAAACCCCUAUGAAGCUGAAUAUGCACUUCGAGAUGUGCAUGAAGGUGUCUGUGGGAGCCAUGUCGGUGCUAGAACUCUGGCUCACAAAGUCUUAAGGCAAGGAUAUUACUGGCCAAACAUGCAUAAAGAUGCCACUUACUUUGUUCAGAAAUGCCCGAAAUGUCAAUUCUUCGCACAUCUAACUCACCAACCAGCAGAAGAACUCACGAACAUGGUAGCACCGUGGCCAUUUGCUCAGUGGGGAUUGGAUCUUUUAGGCCCAUUCGUGAAAGGGGUUGGUGGUGUAACCCAUCUGGUUGUUGGUGUGGAUUAUUUCACAAAAUGGGUAGAAGCUCGGCCUUUAUCUAGUCUUACCUCUAAGAAGGUCGAAGACUUUGUUUUCAGCUCGAUCAUCUGCAGAUAUGGGAUCCCGAAUCAGAUUGUGGCCGAUAAUGGAACCCAAUUCAAUUGCUCUUCAUUCUGAGAUUUAUGUUCCAGUUAUGGGAUCAAGUUACAGUUCACCUCCGUUUACCAUCCAGAGUCCAAUGGCAUGGUUGAAUUUGUUAACAAAUGCAUUUUAGAAGGGCGAAAUGGACAACUGCUUCGGGAAAACCUUGAUCUGCUUGCUGAAGUCAGAGAAGAAGCUCGGCUUCGAACUCUUGUAUACAAGCAGAAACUAGCCAACUUCUACAAUAAACGGGUCCACCCUCG